Molecule: messenger RNA, 2034 nt
Organism: Ricinus communis (castor bean)
Lineage: Eukaryota; Viridiplantae; Streptophyta; Magnoliopsida; Malpighiales; Euphorbiaceae
Product: beta-glucuronosyltransferase GlcAT14A
Exons: 4
Coding region: 442-1758 (438 amino acids)
Cellular component (GO): membrane
Molecular function (GO): glucuronosyltransferase activity
Source: RefSeq, a predicted model, not a curated record
GAUUUGGAAGCAUAAGCAUGUCCACUUUUCGUUUUGAGGCCUCAAGUAAGGAAGUAAGGAACAGAGAAUGGACUGGAUUCCUUGCUAACUAUAACAACAGCCCAAUGUCAUCUGAUGGAAUCAUUCAACCGACAAAAGAUUAUUUCUCUGCAAAAUUGGCCAACUUCCUUCCAUGUUUUCUGUUCGAAUUCUUGUUCAAAUACCACACAAAACAACAACUGAAAUACACAUUUCAUCACCAAACACACCUGAAACACGAACUUCAACACCAACCCAAUACCAACCUACCAAAAUUGCCCAACUUCCUUAAAGCUGUCUGUAUAUUUAUCUUUUAGUUGUUCCCUCAGCCACCUAACAAAGGUUUUUUUUUUUUUUUUUCCAAAAAAGAAGUAGCAUUACAACACAGACCAGAGAGCAACCACCAUUCUACAUACGUACAAAAUGCAAUUCCUACAACCGCCAGUGCCCGCCGCUACCACCACCACUACCGCCAUAAACUCCCCAACCUCCUCCGCGAUUAAAGACAGCACAAAAACCACCCUUUCCAUAAUUUUAGCCACUUCGCUUUUCUCACUUCUCUUCAUUCUCUCUCUCUCUCCCUCCACCACCUCUCUCCACACCACCACCCAUGCCCGACCCGACCCGUAUCUCUUCCCAAACCGACAACCCACUUUCACCAAAGUCCCAUCUGAUCUUUCCCUUUCCCCGCCUUCAAUUGCCUACCUAAUUUCCGGAUCUAAAUCGGAUACCGGUCGGAUACUUAGGCUUCUUUAUGCUACUUACCACCCAAAAAACCAGUAUCUUUUACACUUGGACCGUUUUGCCCCCCAAUCUGAGCGUGAUAAAUUGGCUCUUGCUAUACAAUCUGUGCCUAUAUUUAAAGCUGCAUUGAAUGUUAAUGUUAUUGGUAAAGCUGAUUUUGCUUACCCAAAAGGGUCGUCUUCUAUUUCAGCUACUUUACACGGUGCUGCUAUAUUGCUGAGAUUAUCUAAGAAUUGGGAUUGGUUUAUUAAUUUAAAUGCCGGCGAUUACCCACUUGUUACUCAAGAUGAUCUGCUUCACAUUUUCUCUUAUUUGCCAAGAGAUUUCAAUUUUGUUAAUCACACAAGUUACAUUGGCUGGAGAGAGGCUAAAAGAUUGAAGCCUAUAAUUGUUGAUCCGGGGCUUUAUCUUUUGGAGAGAAGUGAGAUUUUUUAUGCUACUCAAAAGCGAGAAUUGCCUAAUGCGUUCAGAAUAUUUACAGGUUCUUCUUUUUCCAUUGUAAGUCGUAAUUUAAUAGAUCACUGCAUCCUGGGUACAGACAACCUUCCGAGGAUCCUACUGAUGUAUUUUUCAAAUACACCUUCGUCUCUGACCAACUACUUCCCUUCCAUCAUAUGUAAUUCCCGUCAGUUCAAUAGGACUGUUGUAAACCAUAACUUGCAAUAUGUAGCCUUUGAGAAGUCCUCUAUGCAAGAGCAGCGCAUGCUGAAUUCUAGUGAAUUUCAUACUAUGAUUCAGAGUGGAGCUGCCUUUGCGACUGGAUUUAAAUUCAAUAAUCCAGUGCUUGACCGCAUCGAUCAAGAAAUUUUGGGACGAAAUGCUGGACAAGUUGUGCCUGGCGGCUGGUGCUUGGGUGAACCUAGGAACUCAACCUGUUCAGUUUGGGGCGAUGCUGAUGUUUUAAGACCUGGUCCAGGAGCAGCAAGGCUUGAAAAGAGAAUUGUUGAAUUGCUGUCAAAGGGUGUAUUUAGGUCUAACCAAUGUAUAAUUGAAUGAUCUGAUUUUUCUCACUCUUGGGAAAAGAUACACGAACCAUUAGAAGAAGAGAGAAUAGGAGAGGUAGGGACAAGCUCCUGCUGUUCGAGAAUUUUGUAAAAAGUUAGUUAAACUGAUAUCGUUUUUAGCAUAUAGCUCAUUGAAAGUUGACGGUUUAAGAUUGUUGUAAAUUGAAAUUACACAAUGACUGUUAGAGCUGACCAACAAGUUUCGAUCAGAAAAGAUAUGUUACUGAUGAUAUUUGCAUUACUUCAAUAGAAGUUUCAAUUUUGUUGA